Molecule: messenger RNA, 3375 nt
Organism: Adineta ricciae
Lineage: Eukaryota; Metazoa; Rotifera; Eurotatoria; Adinetida; Adinetidae
Source: the annotation of a GenBank genome assembly
AUGUCGUCUCGUCGUUUACCUCGUAAUCAACAUAUCAUUCCGAAGCACUAUGACGUUCAUUUAACAACUGAUCUCGAUUCGGGUCAAUUUUGUGGUUCAGUCAAGAUCGAUUUAAUCGUCGAAGAACACAACCAAUCAUCAAUUAAACUCGACACGUCACAUUUAACGAUCGAUUUAUCCUCGAUAUCGUUGAUUAUAAUCUCAUCAUCAGUUGAAGUCAAAUGCUCCGCUGAGCUAAAUGAUUUAAACGAACUUCUGGAAAUUCGUCUUCCAAAUCAGCAAAGCUUCUCUCCAAAUAUUUCAUAUCGUUUGAUAAUCAAGUCGUUUUCAGGUCAUAUAACUACGCAGAAUCAAAUUGGCUUUUACCGUUCUACCGUCGAUAUCCUAUCGCAUAACAAUCAAUCAAAUGAAAUGUCUUUUGUAAAAAAACACUAUGGAAUCACCCAAAUGUCACCAACACACUGUCGUCGGGUGUUUCCUUGUUUUGAUGAGCCAUGUUUACGCGCGACAUUUGAUUUAACUCUCGAUAUACCGAGACAUAUGCAAGCAUUGUCAAACAUGCCCGAACUUUAUUCUCAAGAUCAUUUGAUGAACAGCGAAACGAAACGAAUACGAUUCCAGCGUACACCAUUAAUGCCAACUUUUCUCCUGUGUUUUGUCAUCGGAGAAUUUGAUAUGGUGAAAAGUGAACCUGUUCAACGAUUGAAUAAAGAUUCUCAAUUAGCUCCAAUUGAACUAACAGCUUACACGUUGCCUGGAAGAAAGCACGAAGCAACAUUUGCAUUAAAUUGUGCCCGCAAAGCUCUAUAUUAUUAUGCUGACCUAUUUCAAAUUGAAUAUCCCAUGGCUAAGCUUGAUCUCGUUGCUGUGCCAGAUCUGUUCUAUCCUGCCAUGGAAGAUUGGGCGCUUAUACUAUUUAAGGAAGAAGAAAUGUUAAUCAAUGAAGAUCACGCUAUCAGUGUUCAGUAUCGUAAUGUAUGUCAAUCAGUCACACAUGAAAUAGCUCAUCAAUGGUUCGGCAAUUUAGUGAGCAUUCAUUGGUGGAAUGAUGUUUAUGUUAUUGAAGGAUUUGCUAAAUGGUUCGAAUAUUUAGCAACAGAUUAUAUCAUUCCCGAAUACAAUGUAUUCUCAGAGUUUUUCUCGACUCAAUUCGUUCGUUAUUUUGAUUAUUGCAUUAAUAUUCUUCACAAUGAAGCCGAUGAUAUUGAUGAGAAAGAUUUCUCCUUUGAAGGUUAUAUUUAUUCGAAAGGUUCAUGUUUGAUGCGUAUGUUACAUUUGUUCAUUGGACAAUAUGAGUUUCUCGAAUCCAUUCGAUUGUUUCUACGUCGGUAUUCGUAUCGCACAGCAACUGCGAUUGAUUUUUGGACAUGUGUAGAAGAAACAACGAAACUACCAAUAAAACAAUUAGUACAUAGUUGGUGUACGAAGAAAAGCUAUCCAGUCGUACAAGUGAAGAUGCUUGGACACGAUGAAACGACUGGCACUUAUGAUUUGGAGUUGAAACAGAUGAGUUUUUGUCGAGGUCAUGAUCAGGAAAAACAUUCCGAUGAGAAGAAAAUCUCGUGUCAUUGUAUCAAAACAAGUGAUCUCAUAUGUGACACAAAACAUCAUGUUGAUAUUCAACAAUCCAAUGUCGGAGACUCAAACUGGAUGAUUCCGAUAACAAUAAUUAGAAACCAGUCGGAUGACUGUGUCAUCAAAUAUCUAAUGGCGAAACAACACGAUGUUCUUCGUAUUAAUACCAACUCUUCUUCUCUUUCUUCACUAAAAGAUGAUGAUGCUGAACCAUUAGUAAAAAAACGUCGAUAUUCAUCUUUGGCAUCGAAUUGGUUCAAGCUAAACAUCUGUUCUGGUGGUCCUUAUCGCGUAUUUUAUUCUUCGGAUAUGUUAGAACAACUGAUCCAAGCGAUGAUUAAACAAGAAUUGAGUACCUUCGAUCGAUUUAAUCUCGAAAACGACAUGUACGCAUUAGUCAUGGGUGGAUUUACAUCGUUGGUUGAUUAUUUCAAUUUGUUAUUGAAUGGAUAUGUCGAUGAAGUCGAUGAUGAGCUUGUUUGGAAAGAUAUUGAAAGCAAUAUUAUACGAAUCGGUACACUUCUGGAGUAUGAUAAGCAACUAUUUGAUUAUUAUCGACAGUUCGUUUUAUUCUUUCAUCGAACUUUAUAUCAAAGAAUUGGUUUCAUCCCGAAUGACAACGAUUCGAUUGCACGUGGGCGCUUGAGAUGUUUUCUCUUAGUUAUCUUAGGAACUAUUGGUCAUGAUCCGACAAUCGUUUCUAAGUCACGUGAACAAUUACUUGUAUAUUUAAAUGAUUCAUCAGUAACUGUUCUCUGGCCGAUAUGUGCAAUUGUUGCUCACCAUGCAUCAGAAAACGAUUUAAAUAAUCUGUUCAAGCUGUGGGAACAACGUCCACGUCGUGAUGAUCGUCUACGUUGUGCUUACGGGUUAUCCUACGUUCAAGAUCCCGUUCAUAUCGAUCGCGUUUUAGAUUUCUUUACUUUAAAUAACAAUUUUAUUCGUUUACACGAACGUAUCGAAUGUUACAAAGGUUUUUGUUUGAGUAAACAAGGUCGUUAUUAUUACCAACGAUACAUUGAAAAUAAUUGGCUAUCAAUCCGAGCGAAUUCCAAUGAUGAAUAUCUCGAAGCACUUAUUCGUGAAACAUUUGGAUACUUCUCAACGAACGAUGAAGCCGUACGCAUCGAAGAAUUUUUUCUUUCCAAUGAAACUUUUCAACAAAAACAUCAACUCGAUCAGAAAGAAACACCUGCAACUCCGUGUACUCGCAUAGCUGUACAUUUAUGUCUGGACGAUCAUGAAUUGUCCACGAUCACUAAGAGUAAUUUACCAUCGCCUAUUCUCAAUCAUCACUAUCAUUCAAUGAUUCCCGUCAAAGUUAAAGAAGUUGCUUCGAUUAUUUCACACACAACACGGACACGUGCUGCUCUACUCGAACGUGAUCGUGAUCGUCUACGUGCAUUUUUUCAAUCGGAUUCCUUUCCUCUUCUUUCGUCAACUUGCUCGGCAUCUAGUCAGAUUCUUUCAAUCAAUACAACCAAUGUCUCCAAUUUAGUCUCAACGAGUGGAACUAAACGCAAACGACAAAUUGCUUCACUAAAUCCAACAAGUUCAUCUCCACCAAUCGAUAUUCGAAAGGAUCCCGAGAGCAUACGAAAACAGAUUAUCUCUGUGUUCACAACAUCAUCACGCAAACGUCAAAAUUCAACAACGACGAGCACAACAAAUACAGGAAUUCUAGGUUUUGCUCGACGUACGCGACGAUUCAGUGUACCUGACAAGAAAUACUUACAUGUAUCCUGUCCUAAUGCCGAACUUCAUACGAUUGACGAGCUUAAAAAUGCAUUGACUGAUUAA